UUCGUAUUCAGGAGGAAGGAGAGCCUCAUGAUCUCGAAAAUCAGUCCGAGGAAGCUUCUCUGAGACUGGCCUCCGUUAUGGAGAUCUAUGUAUCUCCCACUCGGCACCGCACAAUCAUUCGAGCCUUCUUAGCUAACGAGGCAUGCCAUAUCUCAAUCAUCAGCAUCCUUCAACGAACAACAUUCCCCAAGAAAUCAACGGACCCCAAGCUUCGACUAGCAGCAUCGACAUCAUGUCCUUCUUCUUCUUUUGCAACCCUCUUCCCGAGACUACCCCCAAGCACGCUCCAAGAGAGACGACGCAUCACGAACCCGACCAUCAUCAUAAAGCGGCCAAACCACACGGCCAUACCAUCCACUUGCCGAGAUGGUUCACAUUCAGGAACUUCGUCUAUCUUGUUAUCGCAAUCUGGACGAUCAUUGGCACUGUCUUCAUAGCGGACUACAUACGAACCCGAACAGGACAUCAGGCGCUCUUUGAUCAUUCCAUACAGGGUGCUUCGUCAGAUCCCAUGGUUGAUGGUGAUUACCAACCAAAGGAUAUGGGUAUUUGGAGCGAUUGUCGAUGUUUGAACAUCACGGCAAGACAGCAAACAGGAGACGACCAAGCCUGGAAGUGUGGCUGA
This is a messenger RNA of Colletotrichum acutatum, 625 nucleotides long. RefSeq lists its product as uncharacterized. The transcript is spliced from 2 exons. Bases 143 to 625 code for a protein of 160 amino acids. NCBI's taxonomy places the organism in Eukaryota, Fungi, Ascomycota, Sordariomycetes, Glomerellales, Glomerellaceae. The record is from RefSeq and is a predicted model, not a curated record.